UUCCGAUAGUUCCAGUUACACAUUAAGCCACCCAUAAAAAAGACGUAUAGUUGGAUUUUGCAAAAAGUCCCACUGCCAAAAAAAACAAGUUGUCCUGGGUCCUCCUUUAAGUCAUUGCUACUGUCAGAGACAAGGUUUCUCGGAUCAAUUAUUACACAGGCUACACUUUAAAGGAUUAUAGCUUGUCUAAUGUUUGCCACUGAAAAGUGAACAAGUAAACAGUUGAGGUCAAAUGGUUUAUAGUAGUUGGGAACAGGGCGAGUGGAAACACAGGGGAGGUUUCGGAUUGUACUUUGUGGUCCUUUGUUUACGCCACUCAAUAUUUACCUAGCACAGAGCUUAUGGUACUGCCCACAAGUACUAAAGCAUAUUCAACUCCGUCCUUAGCAUCCACCUGCCUGGGUGCCCUUGGGUGCAGAGAUUGUGGAAGGCAGGUGUGAUUCUCAUUUGUUACUUGCUUCACAUGCAUUGCUGACCAAGAUAGCCUGGAAGGUGCAGUCAUCUGCAGCAGGGAGGGUGGCCUGUUCAGUCGUGGCCUCAUGACCAUGGGAUUACCUUCUGCAAGAAGUAUCUGCCCGCAAGCCUUUAGGAACUGAUUAACACAGACCUAAAAUGGAGAAGGAAAUGGAGACAGCCAGACUGGAAAAUGGAUCUCCUUUCCAACUUUACAUGGAAAGAAAGACUCCGGUCAAGAUGAGGAAGACAGACAUGCUGAAAAGCCAACUGAGAAAAAACUGCUCCUGCAGCACAAAACAGAUGAAAAAGGCAGCCACGGACUUCUUCCCUGUGCUGCAAUGGCUUCCCAAAUACAACUGCAAGGAAUAUGUUUGGGGGGACGUCAUGUCUGGCCUGGUCAUCGGGAUCAUUUUAGUACCUCAAGCGAUCGCCUACUCCCUGCUGGCAGGUCUGAAGCCCAUUUAUAGCCUUUACACCUCCUUCUUUGCCAACAUCAUCUACUUCCUCAUGGGCACCUCGCGACACGUGUCUGUUGGCAUCUUCAGCUUAUUAAGCCUAAUGGUGGGGCAGGUGGUGGACAGAGAACUGCUGCUGGCAGGAUUCGACCUCGACGACGACUCUCAGGAAGGCCACUUGAAUGUGACGCUUCACAAUGUUACCCUUGACGUGAUGAGCACCGAAUGUGGGAAAGACUGCUAUGCCAUUGGGGUAGCGACAGCAGUGACCUUAAUGGCUGGCAUCUAUCAGGUACUGAUGGGGAUUUUCCACUUAGGCUUCGUCUCGAUGUAUCUUUCCGAGCCUGUGCUAGACGGGUUCGCAACCGGCGCUUCCUUAACCAUUUUAACAGCUCAAGUGAAGUAUCUCAUCGGGGUAAAAAUCCCCCGUGCCCAGGGAUACGGGAUCUUGAUAACCACCUGGGUCAACAUCUUCCGCAACAUCGCCCAGGCCAACCUCUGCGAUGUGAUCACGAGCGCCAUCUGCAUCGCUGUGCUGGUGACUGCCAAGGAACUGGGGGACAGGUAUAAGCACAGGCUCAAGGUCCCUCUUCCCACGGAGCUGGUGGUGAUUGUGGCAGCAACCUUGGUUUCCCAUUACGGGCGCCUGAACGAAGUCUAUGCCUCCAGCGUGUCGGGCGAAAUCCCCACCGGAUUUAUCCCUCCCCAGGUGCCCAGUUUACACCUCAUGCAGAGAGUCGCCCUCGACGCCUUCCCUCUCGCCAUCGUAGGCUUCGCCUUCACCGUUUCGCUCUCGGAAAUGUUUGCCAAGAAGUACGCCUACACCGUCAGGGCCAACCAGGAAAUGUUUGCCAUCGGCUUCUGCAACAUCAUCCCGGCUUUCUUCCAUUGCUUUGCCACCAGCGCGGCAUUGGCGAAAACCCUGGUCAAAACAUCGACUGGGUGCCAGACCCAGGUGUCCAGUGUCGUGAGCGCCGUGGUUGUGUUGCUGGUGCUGCUCUUCUUCGCGCCCCUCUUCUUCAACUUGCAGAAGUGCGUUCUGGCGUGCAUCAUCAUCGUCAGCCUGAGAGGAGCCCUUCGGAAAUUCAGAGACGUCCCCCAGCGUUACCGCCUGGACCGAACGGAUGCCCUGGUGUGGUGCGUCACCAUGCUCUCCUCUGCCUUGAUCAGCACCGAAUUGGGGCUCCUGGUUGGGGCCGUUUUCUCCAUCCUGUGCAUCAUCGGCCGCACCCAGCGCCCUCACGCCGCCUUGCUGGGGCAGCUUGGGAGCACUGUCUUCUAUGAAGACGACGAGGAAUACAAAAACCUCCUUCCUGUGCCAAGGGUCAAGAUAUUCCGGUUUGAAGCCCCACUUUAUUAUGCAAAUAAGGAUUUCUUCCUAAAGUGCCUCCACAACAGGACGGGGCUGGAUCCUGCUGUGGAAAUGGCCAAAAGGAAUAAAGCCAAGAGGAAAGGGCAGCAGAGUCUUGAAAGGGGAUCUGGACAGGGAGAUACAACUUCAUGCUUGUUUAAUAAGCACAGCGACUUACAGGCUGUCAUCAUAGACUGCUCUUCCAUUCCAUUUUUGGACACAGCUGGUGUUAGCGCAUUAAAAGACACACUGAAAGACCAUCAGGAACUGCAGAUCAGCAUCCUUCUAGCUUGCUGCAAUCCCUCUGUGAUAGCUUCUCUGGAAAGAGGGGGCUACUUGGGAAGCGCAAGCAAAGACAAGCACGAAUUGCUGUUUCACAGCGUGCACAGUGCAGUCCAGUUUGUAAGAGAGAGGGAGGUUUUAAUAGACGAUUCAGUUGUAUAGUCUGCGGCCCUCCAUUGGCAGCUGAGGAUUUCUGCAUUCACUGCCAAUAGGUUGUGGUCUUCAACACAUUGAGACCUGGAGCCCUCCUUGAAGCACAGUGCGAAAUAUGGGACCACUUUGAAAGUGUUCAACUUCUAUGGAUACCCAGUACUACAAAUGCAACACAAUGUAUUUUAAUCUUAAAAGCUAGGUCAGUAAACACACAUAGCGCCAGUUCAGACAUAACAUUACUCCAUUGUUUACUGUGCCUGGAAUGUGCUGUGGAAGUGCUUCUCCUCCUCCACCCUCAAAACCAAUUUUCUGUUCUGUACCAGCUCAGGAAACUGGUUCAUUCCAAGUGCAAACAAACAGGAUCAAGGUGUGGUUUCAGAUCCUAGUUUGGCAACCAUGAUUCAGAAUCAUAGUGACAUGCCAUUGUUUAUUGUUAUAUCCAACCCAAGACAUGGUGGUCCCUCAAGAUUAUUUAUUUCAUUGCAAGGCUGUUUUGUUCUGAGAGCUAUCCUUGAUGAAACUUCUUGCUGGGAGGGGGCAGGUUUUAUCAAACAGAUAACCCCAUAGAUCAGUGGUUGUCAACCAGUGU
Lacerta agilis (Sand lizard) is the source of this 3286-nucleotide messenger RNA. RefSeq names its product solute carrier family 26 member 1 (gene SLC26A1). The record is from RefSeq and is a predicted model, not a curated record. Gene Ontology annotation, biological process: transmembrane transport. Lineage: Eukaryota; Metazoa; Chordata; Lepidosauria; Squamata; Lacertidae. The transcript is spliced from 4 exons. Gene Ontology annotation, molecular function: chloride transmembrane transporter activity; bicarbonate transmembrane transporter activity; secondary active sulfate transmembrane transporter activity. Gene Ontology annotation, cellular component: membrane. Bases 613 to 2706 code for a protein of 697 amino acids.